AUGCACGAGUAUCGGUCCCCCGGAAAGGUGAACAAUACGGCGGACAUUCUGGAAUAUCUCGAUGAAGAGGGCUAUCUGUGCUUGGCUGGCCAGCCGGAUCAUGCCUUGGCUGUUUUACAUGUAGCCGAGACGUUUCGCUGGAGAGACCUGUAUCUUCAAGCCCUGGCACAUUGCGUGGGGAUAAGAGAGAGGCUUUCCCAUGGAGCCGAAUUUCAGCACAUCAGCUUCGCAACGAGGCAGCUUAUCCACGACAGCGAAAACGAGUUGAAGGCUCGCAUAGAAAAGGCGUCAGCAAUGCUGAACAACUUUCUUGACCAGGAGCUGUCGGAGACUCAAAUUGGCAUCCCCAUUGGCCUUCGAGCUCACCUGGAGCGUUUCAGAAGCUUCCUGCUUUCGUUUUACAGCACCAGACUGGGCUACUAUCCUCCGAGUUCAUUUAGUGGCUCGAUAUUCCGCGCCAUGGCGAGGGACUUUACAUCUCUGUACGGCCUCUUGGUUGACGAAGCAUACAGCUCGCAUAAAGCUCUGCCGUCGGUCGCCGUGGGCGGCAUCUGCACCUUGCAACUUGUCCAAUCUUUUGAUACGCACAGCGGGUUUGAGCCCAUGAAGCACCCGCUCCCCCGGCUCCCGCAAGUAGAUCAGCAAACUCGCAGCAGACGUGUGUCAUGGUUUCCGCGUGGCCCGAAACAACGGGCCGAUGAGCGCAAAUUGGAACACGCCGCUCUGGUCAAUGCGUCGAAUUGGAAAGAUGAUUCAUUCCAGAAUAGCUUGGUUCGCGCGUACAGGAAAUUUGAAGAGGACUGUGCAACAGGUUCAAAAAAGAUCGAUAAGCAUGAGAGGAUAUCGCUGGUAGAUGGACGCAAGGUUAGGUGGAUUUUGAUAUACGCAGUUCACCAGGUCCUGCAGUAUGCUACCCAGAGACCAGACGGUGUACAGGAUGAUUCAAAAGCGGAAUACUUGGUGUCUAUUGCAAAGGACACAUUACCACCAUGGCAGCAUGCGAACCGCACAGGGGGUUUAAUUCGCAGCCAGACCGAGCCAGCGUUGAAUCGUCUCACGGAGCUUCCUACCGUGGAGAGACCUCCCACUACUGAAAAGUUUGAGAUUAAACCAGAUAUCGACUAUUUUGCGCUAACUCACAAAGAGGACACGCCUCCGCCAAGAUCACGAAGGGCGUCUCUCCCACCAUCAGCUGAGGCUCCAGCAACAUUAUCGCGGACCAGCUCUUUCAAGCAGGUCUUGCGCCGGAGUUCCACGCUUCGCAAGUCGGUACGACGACUCAAACAGGGGGCCACGCCUGCAUCAGCUCCUCCCACCCCCGUCACGUCCAGCAAGCCUCUCUAUCACGAGAUUGUAGUCCAUGGGUAUGGCAACGGCACAAACGACGUCCAUGUAGAGACUCGAGCACAACCACCACCACCACCACCACCGCCACCACCGGCACCGUCGUCGUCGCCGCCACCACCAGCAGACGUCGGUAGGAGCGCAUCCACGGCAUCAGAAACAGGCUCAAGCAACAUCAGCACAGUACCCAGCUGCGCAAGUUCAACAGAAACGCCAGAAUCGUCACUCAACUCUCCCAUCCUGCCCGAUUCACCCGUCGACGUACCGCCCAAAACCCGCCGAUGGAGUCACCAAGAUAUAUCCCCUAGUCCCAGUCCAGCAGUAUCAUCCAACAUGCGCUCCAGACCCAACUCCCUCAAACGACGACCCAUCAGCUCCGCCCUGGAAGGGUAUAGCUUCGCCGCCAAGGCAUUCGGCCAGUUUGUCGACAACGAACGCCGUAGCAUCUUUGCAAACACGCGCCACAUGGCGACUGAUUUGAAGAGGAACACGUCCAUCCCGCAAAGUCGUUCGAUGCCACUGCCCAUUCGGGAGGAUGACAUUGAUGAGGAGCCGUACGUUUUGUCGCGAGACUCGAGUGAUUGGACGGCCAUGCAGGCUUUUCUCGAUGGGAAGUGUGCGGAUGGGGAUGCAGCGCAUGCGUGGGAGCAGUAUGCGGAUUUGGGGGGAUUGACUGAAGUUCGGUGA
Messenger RNA from Pochonia chlamydosporia 170, 2031 nucleotides. RefSeq names its product choriogenin Hminor. The transcript has 2 exons. The coding region runs from base 1 to 2031 and encodes 676 amino acids. The record is from RefSeq and is a predicted model, not a curated record. NCBI's taxonomy places the organism in Eukaryota, Fungi, Ascomycota, Sordariomycetes, Hypocreales, Clavicipitaceae.